This is a messenger RNA of Paracoccidioides lutzii Pb01, 1038 nucleotides long. RefSeq lists its product as hypothetical. Gene Ontology annotation, molecular function: RNA binding. The coding region runs from base 1 to 1038 and encodes 345 amino acids. Gene Ontology annotation, cellular component: ASAP complex; nucleoplasm; cytoplasm. Gene Ontology annotation, biological process: mRNA splicing, via spliceosome. The record is from RefSeq and is a predicted model, not a curated record. The transcript is spliced from 3 exons.
AUGCCAUCACGAUCGCCUUCGCCGUCUCGCGGGCGGUCUCCCUCUCCCGCUCACUCUCGGGGCCGUCGCAGGUCGCAUUCCCCUGUGGCUUCACGUUCGUCACGUCGAUCGCACUCCCGCCGCUCACAUGUUUCACUCUCCCGCUCCCGCUCCCGCUCGCGGUCGAGAACCCCUGGCCCGGGUUUGUCGCCAAGACGUAACGGACAUCGGGAUGCAAGCAGAUCCCCCUCACGAAGUAGAAGUCCCACUCGAAGCUUAAGCAGAGGCCGCAGCGACCGCAGAUAUCGAGAUAGAAGCUACACGCGCAGUCCGAGCCGGGGUACUCCUCCCCGAACAAGUUCGAAGAUCGUUGUUGAGAAGUUAACCAAGAAUGUGAAUGAAAACCAUUUGCGCGAAAUCUUCGGGGUAUACGGAGAAAUACAGAACCUGGAACUGCCAAUGAACCCACAGUUUAUGACAAACCGAGGAACGGCGUAUAUCUUGUACUACGAAGCAGCAGAUGCGGAGGCUGCGAUCUCGCACAUGCACGAAGCGCAACUUGAUGGUGCUGUCCUCAACGUUUCUAUCGUACUUCCGCGUCGCACGUUUUCCCGCUCUCCUCCCCCUGCCCGGAACAGGGCUGAUUUUGGACGAUUUGAUCGACCUGCAUACGGAGGUAGGGGAUACAAUCGAACGUCAGGUCUGGAUACUGGGAGAGCACCGCCACCCGGUCGAUAUCGGUCUCCUCCGCCGCGUCGUGGUUCCCCACGGCGCUUUCAAGGUCCUCGUGGCAUGGAAAGACACGAUCUCUAUCGCCCGCGCUCAGCAUCAAGAUCCCGUUCCCCACACGGCCGGUCGCCUUCUUAUUCGUCACGCUCACGUUCCAGAUCGCCUCUGCCACGGAGAAGGCCAUAUCCCAGGGACAGCCCCCCUCGUCGUAGGAGACGGGACUCUAGUUAUAGUAGCUAUAGUGACCGGAAUAGAAGUCGAAGUCGAAGCAGAAGCUUGAGUAGAAGCAGAAGUCCCAGUCGAACUCGUUACGGUGGAGGCAGGAGGUAG